This is a messenger RNA of Phragmites australis (common reed), 1819 nucleotides long. RefSeq names its product probable amidase At4g34880. The record is from RefSeq and is a predicted model, not a curated record. The transcript has 5 exons. Lineage: Eukaryota; Viridiplantae; Streptophyta; Magnoliopsida; Poales; Poaceae. The coding region runs from base 155 to 1666 and encodes 503 amino acids.
AGUGCAUGUGCAAGGCUGCGGCUGUCCCCCGGAAGGUGCUAAACUUCAACAAUACAAUUCAAGACACAUAUUUGCAUGGAGAGAGAGAGAGAGGGGGGACAACAGUAAAGUAGAGGACGGCAAGCCACCGACUGAGGUGGCACGGCUACUCAGCAUGGCUGAGCUGCGCCUCCAAGUGCUCGCCUUCGUCAUGGCCCUCGCAAUCGCUGCCGUCAGCUGCGGCGGCUUCGAGUUCCAGGAGGCCACCGUCGACGCCAUCCAGCUCGGCUUCAGGAACGGCAGCCUGACCUCCACGGCGCUCGUCCGGUUCUACCUGGACCAGAUCGGCCGCCUCAACCCGCUGCUCCACGCUGUCAUCGAGGUCAACCCAGACGCGCUCGCGCAGGCGGCGCGCGCCGACUCCGAGCGCUCCUCCGGCCGUUGCCCCAGCGGCGCCGGGGGGCUGCACGGCGUCCCCGUCCUGCUCAAGGACAACAUCGCCACGCGCGACCGGCUCAACACGACGGCCGGCUCGCUCGCGCUGCUCGGCUCGGUGGUCAAGCGCGACGCCGGUGUGGCCAGCCGCCUCCGCCGCGCCGGCGCUGUGAUCCUCGGCAAGGCCAACCCCUCUGAGUGGUCAAACUUCCGCCCCGUUGCUUCCGGGUGGAGCGCUCGCGGCGGCCAGACACUGAAUCCGUACGUUCUCUCCGCCACACCGUGUGGAUCCAGCGCUGGGCCAGGUGUUGCUGCGGCGACGAACAUGGCAGCGGUGACGCUAGGGUCGGAGACCGAUGGCUCCAUACUUUGCCCGUCAUCCUGGAACUCCGUGGUUGGGAUUAAGCCAACUGUUGGGCUGACAAGCCGAUCUGGGGUCAUCCCCAUCACGCCUAGGCAAGAUACUAUUGGACCAAUGUGCCGUACCGUAUCCGAUGCCGUCCAUGUGCUGGAUGCCAUCGUCGGCUACGAUGCGCUUGAUGCUGAGGCAACUGGAGCGGCCUCCGAGUACAUCCCGCCUGGUGGGUACAGGCAGUUCCUAAAGACUGAUGGAUUGAAGGGCAAGAGGAUCGGUGUCGCUAGUAUGUUUUUCGCAGGGUACGAUGAUGUGCAUCUGACGGUGUACGAGGAGCAUCUCCACACAAUGAGGCGACACGGCGCCACCUUGAUCGAUCUUGACAUCGCAACAAACUUGACUGAUCUGGGUAUACAAGAGAUGAUUGCGAUGUAUGCAGAGUUCAAGUUGAGCAUCAACGCGUAUUUGUCAGACCUAUUGUACUCCCCCGUCCGCUCCCUUGCAGAAGUCAUAGCAUUCAACAACGCACAUCCUGUAGAGGAGAGGCUCAAGGAUUUUGGGCAGCCCGACCUAAUCGCGGCCGAGAAGACAAACGGCAUCGGCGUCGCGGAGAGAGCCGCGAUCCGACGGCUCGACCAGCUGUCCACCGACGGGUUGGAGAAGCUGAUGAACCAGCACCAAUUGGACGCAAUCGUGGCGCCCAACAGCGACGCCUCCUCUGUCCUCGCCGUCGGCGGCUACCCCGGCAUCGCCGUGCCGGCUGGCUACGACAAGCGGGGGGUCCCCUUUGGGAUCUGCUUCGGUGGGCUCAAGGGCUACGAGCCGAGGCUGAUCGAGAUGGCUUUUGCGUUCGAGCAGGCGUCCAAAGUGAGAAAGCCGCCUGCUUUCAAGCGCUAGCUAGCGUCAAUGGCAUGUAGCAAGAAAAUGCCAGAAUAACUCCAUGAAAUAACCAUCUUGUAAUAACUUUAAAACUCUCGUCCUCUGUUCUGAACAGAACACAUGAUUAUCGCAAAUAAAAAGAAUUCAGCAGGGACCAACGAUUUGGUACAA